AUGCCUAGCUUAUAUUUCGUAGGGGAGAGCGGGGCUGAAAGUGCCGAUGUCAAUAAUGAUGAACUAAUAGAAGCAACGAGGAUAAAGCGAGAAGGAGUCCCGGAAAACAGGGACUUGACAGUUCUACUUGUGAACGACCAGAAAAGGAACGACUACGCGAGGGCCGGAAGGUACCACAGCGUCAAACCUCUCAUCGGCCUUCUGACAUCCACGGCAAGGACUUUCAUCCAAGAUGGCGUCACCACGGAAUUCGCAACGCAAAUCCUCGGCACCACCUUAGAUAACGGUCGCAUCUACGCCCAGCUCCUUACCAAAUCCUCUCUUGUACUCUACAACAAACCAUCCAAUGUAGACGACCCUGUUAUUGUUAAGCCAACUCGUAUACACUCCGAUUUUGACGGACAAUGGAACGUCAAGCAAGAUCUAGGCUUCAUUGACCCUGAAAAGUUCAUUCUCAAAAACACAGACUAUUUAGCGCCUAGCAGCAAAGCUGAUAUUGUAUAUGCCAGCAAACCGGCUCAAGACAAUGUCAAAUACUGGAGCCCUCCUACUUCACCGGAAAGUCAAGUUGAAAAUCAAAUAUUCGAAGAACCCACUGCCCGUAGAAUACAACCUGUGAAAGAAAUCCCGCGCUAUGUCCACAAUGAAGCCCUGAACUUCCUUGACGGUCCAAUCUUUGAUAAUGAAAAGAAAUUCGAUUUUAAUGUACAACCAUCUAUCUUAGAUAAUGUUAACACGUUACACAGACAGAGUAAAGCGUACGAGCCCGUUACUGAACCGAUUGCGACAGAGCCUAAUGUUAAGGAAGAACCUAUCGAAGAAGCGAACAUUGUUAAAGUGAAACCCGAUUACGAUUUACCUACUUUUACGAUUAAAAACGAAUUUUCACCUCUAUUUUAUUACAUUGACAAUGUUGAAUCUAAGAGUUCUUACCAGCAGCAAAAUCAACAGACUAAAACGCCUAAGAAGCUCUUUGGUCAAAAGGGUGAACCUAGGCCGAAGACGACUUUUACCUAUUCCGGUUUCGCUGAUUUUACGACCGUUGUUGGUGAUACUGUAAUUAUAUUUUCUCCCAAUACUGAAACUAGUCGCCCACAAGAUCCAAAUGAGGUUAAUGUUUUCCCAUCAGCUAAGCCGGUUGAUAAAUUAUCUAGUAAAAUUACUUUCCUUGCUGCUGAUAUCCCAGUUGCGACCUCGACAUUUAGUGCUCAUGAAAUUAAUACUGCUACGCAAAUCACGACUCCAGGCGUCCAAGAAAGCACUGAAAGUUCUCUUUACGACGACGAAGAAAGUUUAAAGAAAGUUCAAUAUGAAGUCGAUAAUGGCCCAGAUACAAUUAGUAUAAAACACGAAUCUGGAUUAGACUUCAAUAUGGAUGUAAUUCAACCAUCAGAAUCUGUUAUUACUACUACUGAAAGUACUCGUAUCACAGAUGAUUUAGGCGUUAUUCCUAUUCAAGAUUUUAGUUCCAAGCCUACAGAACCAUUACAGACACUCAAGCCUUCUGCCACUCUUAUUGAAUUACCCCAAGAGUCCGCCGUUACAGAAAGUGAUUUGAGCGAGAUGUUAACAAAUUCUGAGGAAGAAUCGGAAAAUACAGCUGCGGAAGUAACUGAAAAACCGGAGGAAGAAGAAGAAGAAGAACAGGAAGAAGAUGAAGAACACACGGAAUCAGGAGCUGAAGUUUUCACAACUACCGAGAGUGGUCACAGUGAUGAGUCCUUUGAGGAUAUAGAGACAACCACUGAAACAAAACACGAAUCUCACGAAGAAGUUGUGUGCACAGCUGGCUUAGAAACACAAUCGACCAUGACUACAGCCUAUAAAACGUUAACUUAUCUGACAACUUACUUUAUUCCUUUGGAAAGUUCAGUAACUACUACGUCAGUCAAAUCUGAUGUCGUUGUAGAGAGUGACGUAGGCUAUCUUACAAACAUUGUCUGUAAUACCAACGUAAAUAUCGAACCUACUGCUGUUGUGUCUAUAGAAGUAAAAUCAUCAGUCCACACCAGCUUGGAAGUUCCUGAAACAGUAUCGGAAGAGGCGGUAACAAAUGCACCAGAAGUAGUAACUGAAGAAGUACUAAAAACUACUCAAACAGAGCAAGAACCUACUACUCAGGAGCAAGAAGAAAACGAUCAAAGUCAAGCAAAUGAAAACAUUGCUACAAAAUCUGAUGAUGUCGUAGAAGAAAAAGAACCGACGACCACCACAACUACUACUACGACUACAGAAGCUCCAGUAACUAGUCAAAGCCACAUUGAAGUUUCUGUUAGCACAGAACAUUCAACAACACCUACAGAAAAGCCUGAAUCCGAAGAGGAAGAAGAAGAACCUUCGAACAAUGAAAAUGAAAUAGAUCUUAUUUAUAAAACACUAUACACUACCUACACAUACUUCACUACAUUCUUCGGAGAUCAAACUUCAAGUAUAGCGAGUCACAAAUCUGUCAUUACAAACAUUAUUACAUCUACUUUAGACUUGUCAAAACUUGACCCAUCUCUGCUUGGAGCUUUCGACGAAGAUGAGAUUGCACCAACUAGCGUUGGAAUUGGUCGUCCUACAGAGUCGUUUGCAAUCAACAGUAUUAUUGAUUUAGUUAAGAAUAAGGACGUCAUUGAAUCUGUUGAAAGUGACGACAUUUACUCCUCUCAAACACCAACUCCGUCAUUGGGUGAUGACGUUGUAGCCAGUAUCAAACCUGACGCUGUUAAAACUUAUUACACGACUUAUACCUUCUUCACAACGAUAUACGUAGGUACUGAUGCUAAUGUGUGUAGCAGAAGUGAAGUUUACACAAACUACGUUGGUCCUGAUGAAUUGAUACCUACUAAGAGUAACCCAUUGGCAGCCGAAAGCACUAGAGCUCAGUUUGACUUCAGAAACUGCAAACAAGUUAAGAGAGAUCCUCCAGCAAAUCCUGAAGAGAACUCGUCUGUUGAAACUAGUGUAAGCAUGGAAGAAGAUAAGGCUGAUUCUAUGGAAGUUAGCAAAGAAACUCCACAACCAAGCCCUAUUGAAGUUGACAUGUUGUUCAGUGUUGAAUCAAAUCCGCUUGAAUCUGAAAACUCUUAUGUAACUGAUGUCAAAUCUUCGUCAUCUAGGGGUGAAAGACAAUUCUUAGACAGUAACAAUAUUUUAGAAGAUCAAAUCAGUUCCGAGAGCAACAUCGAUGAAAUAAUGCCCUCACCUACACUUAUAUUACAAACAAGCUACACUACAUUCACAUACUUCACAACGAUGUACAUUGGUAAAGACUCUAGUAAAGUCAAGAGUCAUUUAGAGACGAUCACAAAUGUUGUAACGGGAACAAUCAUGCCUAAUAAUAAAAAAGAACCUGAAGAAGAAAGCAACUUGCCAAUUACUUACUAUACAACAUUCACUUACUGGACAACUCUCUACAAAGAUAAAUCUACUACCAUCACUAGUCGCGAAGAAAUUGUCUCAAAUGUAGUUCUACCUACAGUUCAGGUUGUGCCAACUGUUAGCCCCAUUGAUACAACUCCUAUUGAUAUUGACAGUGUGCUGCCGCCUAAAGAACUAGAAGUUGAAAUCAAACCAUCACUUGUUGAUGAUAACUUAGAGCAAGACGAUGGUAAAGCUACAUUCUACACAACAUACACAUACUUUACCACUUUCUACGCAGGCAACACGUCUGAAAUUAGGAGUAGCUUGGAAACUGUCACAAAUAUCGUUGACAAUACGAAGGUUGUCGAGGAUAACCAGUUAGGUCGUAAGGUACCUUCUGGUUCUGUAGAUAAGAAUCUCAUUCAAGACAAUGGUGACAAACCUAAGAUAGUCCCAACUGUGGUUAAGGAAGAAAUCAAGGCAACUCAGCUUCCUGAUAUUUCAGGGGCGUCUCCAACAGUACUUUUAGGCACGUAUAUUGACAAUUUAUUCGCGGAAGUUAAACCAGCGGAUAACGUUCCAACACCAGAACCUGAGAAAAAGAUAUUAUUCAGUCAAGUUGCUGUUAUUUCUGGUGAUUCAACAGUAGUUACUAGUGACAACAAAACUUUGAAUACUGAGGCCACUACUACACCAGCUUCAACAACCACGUCUUCCACUGAAGGUGCUAUUAUUAGCGCGAGCCCAGAUGUCAUCGAAAGUUCGGUGGGAGAGCCUGAAGUAACCACUGAAACGAAACCGGAAGUAGAAGAGGAAGAUUCACUAAAUACUAGGAAGAAGAGUCGGCUUUCUUUCACACCUAAGAAACCCACAUUCACUCCUGUAAUUAUACCAUUCGCUUCAAGAAACAGGCCAACAUUCAGUCCGAAGAGGGUGCCAUUGCAAAGUAGUGCGGCUACAAUCACUCGUUUAGACGUCACACCGACUAUUACUGCUACGCCCACAUUGAAAUCGGUUAGACCUAGUGGCUUCGGAGCUAAUAGAAAGCAAUCAGCUUCUCCUGGAUCGUCAAGUCCUGGACGUAGAUUCUCUGGUUCUCGUAGUAGCAUAAACUUAUCGUCAAACAUUCCUUCAGCUUCAAGAGCUGGUGGUUUCCCACGAGGAAGUAUAAGACCUACAUCGCAACGUUCAGGUUUCAGGUCGAGCUCACUUAGGAGCAACAGUUUGGACUACGCAAGCAGGUCAGCUGUUCCUAGAAUAAGACCUACUGCUUCAUCAAGGCUGAGGAAUAACAGGAAUUCAGCCACUAUUGCUUUUCCAUCACCUGAUCAGAAUGAGGGUGAAACUUUGGCAACUCAGCAAGAGGAAACUGCAACUGAACCUUUAGAGGAGGCAUCUGAGGCUCCAAUUAGGACCACCAAUAACCCACUGCUGAAGUUUAGAAGACCACCUUUGGUCAGGCAGCCUGGUACGGCCAUUACUCCUCGAUCAACAACCCCAUCUGCUAGAAGAAAUAAUAUUGUUCCACGUGGACGUAUCACAACGACCACCAAGAGAAGUACCACUCGUUCCACUUCAAAUCCUCUUCUCAAUCUACGUAGACAAAGACCUACCAACUCUCUUUUCCCAAGAAGAAACUUAUUCCAAAGACCUGAACCUGAACCAGAGGAAGAAAUCAAGGAAGACGAACAGAAGGUUGAAGAAAGUGAGGAAAUAUUAGAAGAAGAAGAAGAUUUCGAGGAAGAUAAUGAUUAUGAUUCUUCUGACAGGAAAGAACGGCAAGUCGCAACUCCAUCUACCUCUGCCCCGAUAAAAUCAAAUAUCGUUUCAAUAAGACCGUUUGCUUUCAGGCGAAGAUCAAAGCGUCAGGUUGAUUAUGGCAGCAGAAAGUAUACCAAUUUCAGAAGGCCUGGUACAGUGGCUAAACCUUCGGCUAACAGACGCACAGAACCCGAGCCAGAAACGGAACCACCGGCACCGGCGACACAGAAACCAAGACCUGGUAACAGAUUUAGCGGACGAGUUUCUAGUAACUCUAGGGCUACUACUGCGUCUGUUCCCAAAGCAUCAUCAAGACAGCCAUUUAUCAUUCGCGGAGAAAGUCGUUCGACAACCACUGCUAGCCCGGCUUACAGAAGAGGCAAGUCUUCGCGACCUUCUGCUAGGGCGACCACUUCUUCCUCUAGACCGAAAGCUCCUAGACUCACUGGUAGUAACAGGAACUCAAACUCUGAUAGAUCUAGGACCACUUCUUCAAGAACAACUGGUAGGUCACGUACACGUACUACCACUAGUAGAGCAAGCAGCAGACAAAGAAAUUCUUUCGAGAGCAACAGCGGAGAGAGAUUCAGCCACAACAACCCUCUUAACGACGGAAAAAUCACCAUCACACACCAGAUCCCAACUGAAGUUACGAUACCUUUUGUAAACGGAAAAAUCACAGAGUACAAAAACGUUUUAUCAGCCACUCCUAGUAUACAAAUUCUACCAAGAAAUCAAGUAUCUACUACGCUAGGUCCUUUGGGUAAUCAGCAGCUUGUGUUAGCUCAGGAAUCGACCGAAUUAGCUGAGAAUGGGGGCACUAGAUUGAUCAGGUACAUUUUGCACGAGACACCAACCACGACUGUUAUUUUCACACCGACUACAAUAAGGGGUAGGAAGACUUCUUACUCUCAUAUUCUGCCAAGUACUGUAUACAACGUCGAACCUGUAACCCAAACUGUUGCGCCUGAGAUCAACGCCAAUGUGCCGUUAGCAAACCUGCUACUAUCUCAGCUUCUAUUAGGAAACCAACAACCUGCGAUCAAUCCUCUCCUGGCCCUUCAAGGACAGGGUUUGUUACCGCAGCAACAAGUCGCCCAAACCCCUGUUACAGAGUACAAGACCAGAACAACAAGCUACGUUACCACCGUCACGGAUGCCAGGGAAACUGUCUUGCCAAUUACGUUUAAAGGCAAAGCUAUUUUGACUACGAUUGUUGAUCCGACAACUAGCGUAGUCACAGCAACCGAAUUUAUCACUGAUACAAUAGUAACCACUCCAACAGUAUUGGGGCAGGCUCAGCCUCAGUUGAAUUCUCUUCUAUUACCUUUACUUCUUCAGCAACAGCAGCAGCAGCAGGCUCUGACGUUGCAAACUCCAAAUCCCCUUCUUGGUUUGGGCGGUUUGGGAGCGCCAGAUUUGUCGUUACUCCAAAACAAUAAUAUUAACCUCAAUAAUGAUAUUUACAGUAACAGUCCAAAACCAAACAUUCAUUCUGACAUAGCUAGUAAUGAGGACUUCUCAGAGGAGAUUCAGGACAGUGGCGAGGAUCUCCCACCUCCGCCGCCUCCUCUUCGUUCGAGGAACAAGGCUAGAACCCCUAAACCUGCACCACCGGCCCCACCUUCCCCACCGAAGCACACUAGUGUUGUGACUCUUUACGUCUCUGGUAGACAUCCUGGAGAAUUCAGCACAGUAUUAUCCACUGUUGUGAGCGAAGAAACUCAGACUGUAAGGAAACGAGAGGCAAUUUAUUACGAAGAUGUCAAGGUAUUGCCCUCAAUUUUGCCAUCUCUUGACGAAGUUUACAGCUCCCUUGGUGUUAUCGAAAACUCUAUCAUUCCUAGUUCUAUAAAGUAUUUGGACAGUGCCAAUGAGAGUGAAGGGACCCAGAGCUUAGAGAGUAUAGUGGGGGAGAUUAGUAAACACAUUAAGUACGACGCUUCACCAACAUACGUCGUGGAAUUAUCCUCAACAAAACUAACGGACACAAGGCAAAGUUCUGUUGAUGGCGUCUCACUUGCGACUGUGACGAGUGACUUGACUGACUCGGACAAGGCACUCGAAGCUCCGAGCCCCCGGAUGGUUCCAAUCCACUCCUGCGCAUCCAAACACCUCCGAGCCUUCAACACAAACGCUAUAGUCUAUGAUAACACCCCAUGGAGACCAGGGAGGGACAUGCCGGUAGAUGAGAAGCCAAGUUCUGAAGAAGAUGAGCGGAGACUCAAGAACUUGGCAACGAAGGUCAUGUCCAAUGGAGUGGAAGUGCUGGUUAAGGAUAAAAACCCUGACGGGAAACUGGACCAGCGAAAACUUAAGCUCAUGCACCUUCCUUCACCAUCGUAUCACCACGUCAGUUCAUCAUCACCACCCAAACAGACAUUGCUAUCGUCUGCUGUAGCGACAGUUGUCAACCGACAACAAAUAAGCGCACUCUUCCCACUGCACCAGCUUAUGCAGCAUAACUAUAUCAUCAAGACUUGCAUGACCACAUACACGUAUCUGACCACCGUGGUCCAGAACAAAAGAAGUGCUAUAUCUACAUUCGAAACGAUAGUGUCUGUUGUAACCACAGAAUCUCUGACGAAUUUGUACGCAUCAGACAUUUUAGCUGAGCUUAAGCCAACAAAAACCAAAUACAUGGAGGUGAAAACAAUCCAUUCGUCGGUCCCCAGCAGUAUGUUCAUAAAUAACUUCCCUAAAAUCGAUAAAAGGAUAGAUAAUGAGGACCUUGACAACUUCGAUUUGAUACAACCCUCAGAGGUUGGUCAUGCUCCUUGCACGACUACCUCAUGCUCGUGCAGUCAUACCAAAACUGAAGGACUCAAAACUAAAUACACUCAGAUCGAUGCUUCAGCACCCUCAAAAUACGGACUCAAGACUUCGAAGUACGGAUCAACAAAGUUCGAUCUAAGACCCACUCAUAAAGAAACUUUGGACAAGAAAACCAAAUACGGUCCUUACGAAUACGAAAGCAAUCAGCAAGCGCCUACUGAUAAAAUUGUAGAGAAAUACACUGAAGUUAUUAAUGACUAUUCCGAUGAGAAAGAUACGAGCUCCGUUGAAGAAAGCGAGCUAUUAACAAAUGAGCAGGCACCAACUCCUCCGAAGAAUAAAGUGUCUAAUAACAAAAACCCAGAGAAAACUAAGCCUGAAAAACCACAAAAACCCAAUAAAAACAAAUUCGUUGUGGCAGAUCUUCUGAAACUUGGGAGCUUAGGAAUCAAAAGCCUGUCACAGUUAGCGCCUGUUAUCGAAAAAAUGACUGGUGGUUUCAUAAAGCGACAAGAAACUAACAAAACAACCUCUACCACAACAACCACUGUAAAACCAGCUGUAAAAUUAACCGCGUACAAUGUUAACAAACGAGUCGACACUGACGUUGAGAUGAAACCUAAUAACUUUCCCAUUUACAUUCCUGUUGAUGAACUAGAAACGUCUGAGUCGCAGAUGAUCUUCACAAAUGCUACUUUGCAUCAGAAUCUGGCGUGGGCGGCUGAACACAAGCAACCUAAAGCCCACAUAGUCCCACCUAAAAUAGUUCACGAAAGUCCACUUGUCAACGGCGGCAUACCUAUCAGUCCUGGUGAAAUAAUUACCGCCAACUCAGAUGUCAUAGUCGGAAAGCCAGCCGUGGGCGGGCCAUUAACCUUGGCCGCGAGUGGAAUCAAGUUGCAAAACCCGGUGAGCCCACCUAUCGACAGUUUUGUUGCUGGCAAUGAGGAGUACUUGAUCAGAGACAAAGCUCCAUACAACGAGCAGUCUUUAUUAGCCACUAAAGUCGACGACUCGUUUGAUCUAAGGCCACCGCAGUUACCGAAGGUAAAAUCCAAACCAAAUAGAAUGCCGAGACCGACUCAACCUCCACAUGUUCAUCAAAAUCUCUUGUCACCCAAUCAUGCACCUCACCGGAAUCCUUCAACAAAUGUACCGCAAAAUGACGUUUUGAUGAAAACAGAACACAUAAAAAAUACAAACACAAUUUUAGGUAAUCAUGGUCGGCCAGCUUUCCUAGAUUACAUUCCUUCUCUAGGAAAUCCUACACCUUCUUCAAUAAAACAUCACGUUGAUUUUUCAACUUUGAAUGAAGAUGAAGAGAUUCCAGAUAAUAACCCAAGUUCGUCUGAAAUCAUUAACACGAGAGUAAGAACUGAUGGCGAUUACGGCAUUAAUAGUAAUACUGAUUCAAGUAAGCCGUUCUUAGUUGACAUUCAGCCUUCACGAGUUGCCAACGUUUUGAUACCUCAUGGAAGUUCCACGGCCUUAGUAUUUGCUGGCUCAUCGGAACCACAUAAGACUGGAGAUUAUGUAGAUGAUCCAUUACCUUAUCCAGAGCCUGGAUACUUCGGCAGCUUCAGUAUAGACGCACCACAGAUGACAAACGUGCAUAAUGUGGCUCCAAGUAAUAACAAACAGUUUUUGCCAACGCCUGAAAUUCAAUCACCUAUGAAUUCCUACAAGCCUUCGUCACCGCAGUACAAAGAUCAGCCACCCAGAAAUGAUUUGAAAAUAAAAUGGAAAGAAACAAAACGCCCUUAUGAAUUUAAAAUUCCACCGCCUACUAGUAACCAAGAAACACACGUGCAAGUCGGUCCUCAAAUAACCGCGUAUAAUCCAGAUAUCUAUCGUCAUAAUGACGGAAACUUUGAGAAAUACAACCAUGUUAGGGGUGGCGAUAAACCAAAGAAUGGUAAAGAUGUUAUCGACAAAGAAUACGAGAACUACUUAGCUGUGCCACCGCCUCCACCUCCAAAGAUGCAUUUCAAUUCUGAAUCUAUGUACGAGAAAAAUAAACCUCAUCUGCAAAGGCCGGUUGUCCACACAAAACCGGUGCAAGAUAUGAAAGUAUUCUUGAACAUUCAACACCCUGUGCCUGUAACGCCCAAACAUGAACAGUUGCCUCCGAAAGUCACAUCUGAGAUCUAUUUCGCUUCACAGUCUCCUAAUAAUAAACCCUCUCCGACAUACACUAUCCAUAUUCCGCCAGCACAAGGCUCUCACUAUUCUGGAAAUUCUUAUGAUUCAUCAAAGAAUGUGCAAGUAAAUAAAAACCCGAAUCCUAGUCAUAAUUCAUUCUCAGUAUACCCAUCACCAAACGUCGCAAAUAAGUCAAUACUAACCAAUGAAAUACACGAUAAAGAUAAUACAUACACCGUCACUUUAAAUACUGCCACAAACGUCGCCAGCAAUGUAGGCGAUAGUGGCCAAGUAAUAGGCUCAAGUGUACCUGUUCCAGUUGGUGUUUCAACAAACGUUGGCCAAAUGAAUACCGAUAUCCCUAUUGGCACAAACUUCGCCAUUAGGGUGGAAGACGGUCCUUCACCUUUUGAAAGUUACGAUCUACAUGAAAACCCAAGCCCCGCAGUCAUUUACAAUGAACGUCCUCAUUCUCAUGUUGAAGUCACAGUUGGGGACAAUAGAUGGAAUAAAAGUACAACUCAUGAUACUGACUCAAAAUAUUACUCAACUGUACAGAAUAUUAAUGUGCAUAAGCCAGCGCCACCAAGAAAUCCUCCUAAGAAGAUUGAAAACCAGUCAAUACCACCUUCGUUGAACAGUCACGCUAAUUUCCCAAUGGUAAAUGAAUACACAACACCAAAUAGUGUAAAUGAGGAUGUUAAACCUGUGACGGAGUACAUAGAUGAUAUAAAAAUAAGUAGUCAACAAAGGCCAGCCAAAUUAAUUCCAAAUAUACCUACUAAUUCCCACGGUUGGUAUUCUAGUGGUCUAAUAAAUGAAAAUACUUUAAGUAACAUUAACAAUAUCAAAGUCGAAGCAACAACACGAAAAGUUAUACCAGUAUCACAAGAUUACAAUAAAGAUAGUAUUCCCGACUUUGGGCAGAAAAUUUCCAGUGUUGGUAAACCUCCUUCAGAAUUUUGGCCACAAAAUGGUGCACCAGCUCUGGUAAGCUUUAAUCUUGGGAAACCAUUCUCAAAACCUUUAACUGAAAGACCACAGUAUGUCGAUAUUCCUUCUAGAACAACAAAACCGUUCAGUAAUAAUAAUUAUAACCCAACUUACAUAUCAAACUUUGAUUCUGUAAGACAACCGGCUUAUGACAUACCAGUAAGAGAUAACAGUGACGAAACAACUACAACUAAGACUGUUAGAGUUUCAACUGAAAGACCAAAGCCAGUCUAUGAAAACUCAGAAGAAAUAUACGAUGGCGAGGAAGAGGCUGAAUCACAUAGCGAAGCUGACGGUGAAGUUAGUUUGGAAUCAAUGAAGAUACCUGUCGUUAGCUCUUCUAGUGAAAUAGAAAAUAAUGCAAAAUCAUCUACAGAAAUCACACUCCUUCAAGAUGAAGUACUUAAUUCCCAAAAAGAUAACUCAAACAAAAAUGUCGGAUUCGUACAGUUUAACCCUGGCACGCAAACUGAAAAACCUUUUGGAACAUUUAAUAAAUCGAAACCCUACCAAUCAAAUACUAUUAAACCAAUUUACGAAAAUCCUCACUAUCAAAGUCAAAAACCACGGCCGUUUACAAUCAACAGUGCUACAACAUUGGAUCACCAAUUGCAACAGCCUCACUGGCAGAUAAAUCAACUGAUGGAAAACUCUACGAAUAUGUCGUAUGAAGAAAAUCUUGAAUUGAAUUUAGGUGAAGAAUUAAGCACUGCAGCGUCUUCAACAAAACGACCACCUUCGACGCAGAGAAUUCCACCUUAUAGGCAUACACCACCUGAAUCAAAAUACAAACGACCACCAAGACCUAUUUUCUCAAGACCGAACAAUGUAUCAGCUGUAAAUGACACAAAUUCAAACAUAAUAACAUCUACCGUUCAUAUCAAAAACAAGAAACCUCUAAUAGUGGAAAAGGGUACUGAAAGGCCUCUAUCACCGACAUACACAAGUACUUCAGACUUUAAUAGGUCAUCCAGUGAAAUUAUUGACUUGUCUCCUCCUCCACCAACGAUGGAUUAUAACUUUAAGCCAUCGACCAAUGAUGAGAUGAUAAUGGGUAUGAGUCCACCGCCGCCUAUGACUCCACCAGCCAUAAGACCUCCUACCAGAGCUCCAGUUACUCCCCGUCCUAUCCCUGUCAGAACACCUCCACAAUACAGACCGACAAAGCCUCCACGAACAAUGCCUCCUAGAAUACCAAUGACACAAAGACCAUUAAGAAAACCCAUCAACAGAGAUGAAGUAUCUACGUACCGACCCAGCUAUGACAUUUUGAAAAAUAUGCAUCGACCAUCUAUUAUUCGUGAUCAACCUUCUUCUCAACUACUUCCUCCUCCACGCGAAAUACCUUCCAGAGUUGUCAACACUGUAAAUGAAAUCCCUGUACCUACAGCUAGUCUAGCUUCAGUGCCAAACCUAGUUUUCCCAACGCCGAUAUCAUCUGGUUGGCUAACAUCAUCUGGAAUUGAUUUCUCGUCUAGUUUCAACUUUGGUCCUACUCCGAUUCAGUUCCCUGAAGUUAUCGAACCAUCUAGAGCUCCUGAGGUUAUAAACGAACCUUCAUCAUCAGAGAAUUCAUAUUCAUAUGAAACUGAAUCAUCAUCAGAACACGUCGAAGUUACAAGUUCUGAAAAACCUGUGACCGAAGAUAGAGUAUUUACAACAACGAAAGAAUCAAGCGUAGAAUCUAUUACACAAAAGGCUACUUCAAGUAACGAGGACAAUAUUAGCGAUUCUGUAGCCAAUGAGUCUAGUCAGGAAGAUCAAACCACCGAUCGAAUGAAAGUUGUUCCGAUCGUUAAUAAUUAUAGAAAUAGGACUCGUAAACCAUACCCAGUUCGUAAUGAGGACCGUAAGACUUCGACUAGCAAAUUCAGACUACCGAAACCAACGUCAAUAAUAACGCCUACCAGGACAUUCAGUCGUCCAGAAAUCUUAUAUCCAACAAGACACACUUCGAUACGUAAAAUAGUAAGACCGAUACCUUCGCGAUCAUCCCCUGAACCAGUUGUAGAUAUUGAACCAACACACAUUAUAGAAAGCUCUAAAACAUUCAUAGACGAACAUAUUAUAAAACCAACGACAGUGCUGGAAGACUCUGUAUUGCCUAGUGUAUCAUUGCUUGGCAGCAGUAGUCUAGGUGAUCGCCCAAUUUCAAGUGUAGUUACACCAAGCUUAGACGAUGUCCCAGUAAACGUUAAACCAACUCACCACGCUGGUAAUGAAGUGAAAAUAUCUGACGAAGCUGUACCGACUAAGACCGAGUUUAGGACUGCCGUGAUUACUUUGACUAAGACGCUAUCUGAGUCACCAAAGACGAUUUCAAGUAUAAAUUACGUAAACUUGACUCACACUUUGACAGUAACGCAUACUGAAACGAGUCUUGUCAGUCAAUCAGAAGGAGCUAUAACACAAACAUUAGUGCUAACAAAUACACACACUUCCACCAUAGUCGAUAUUGUGACAGAAACUCACACGCAGGUUCAGCCAACGACUAUUAUAGAGACCGUGACUAAACACAUUCCCAUUGUCCAAGUUACUCCUACAUCAGUGAAAGAAGCACCGGCUAAGACUCAAAUACCUUUGGAUGACAUUUCUAUGUCCUACGAAGAUAAUGACAAUCUCAUCAUUAAAGACAAGGAUACAACAGAAAACAUUAUUCAGAAGAUUGAGUCUGAAAGUGAAGGGGACAACGACACCUUCUUUGUAGUGAUGAAUAAGUCACAAAAUGGUGGGCAAGCGCCUCCGGUAAAUACUGAAAUUGAGCUGGGAGAUUACGAUGGAGUGACCAGAAAUGAGCAAGUUAACAGUAACGGCGUCUCGCAAGUUCUAUUUGGUGAUAUCUUUUUGGCUGGAACUCCUUAUUUGGAGACCAAAAACGUUGUUGAUACUCCAGGUGUAGCUUAUGGUAAGGAAUGUCAACCAGACUGCAAGGCGUCUCGCAAUGAGCGUUGCCAGAGAAUAGAUGGAAUUAUGAAGUGUGUAUGCAGACCAGGUUUUGCUAGAAUGUUCCCGGAUAGACCAUGUAAACCAACAUACACCUACUCAGUGAAACUGGCGCUUGGUUCCCAAGGAAAUGAGCGUCUGAAAUUCCACGAGAAUCUCUCCGACAACUCCAGCAAGCAGUACCAUGCUCUGGCUAUGGCCACCCAUGAGGGCAUCAACAGGAUGGUCAUGCAGUCAGACCUGAGGGAUGUGUACCAUGGGGUCCAUAUCACAGGGUUCCAUCCAGUGCAGAUCAAGGAAGAUGAUGGGAAGAUGUAUCAAGGCGUGAUAAACGACUUCUAUGUACAGCUUUCCGACAACGCUCACGAAAGCCGUCUGAAGGAGGUCAUCGAGAAGUACCUGCGGAACAACAACUACAGCCUGGGAGGGACCGACGUCCAUGCUGCCUCUGACCUGGUGGACAGACUGGAUGUUAGCGACUUCGACGAGUGCACCAGCGGGCAGUUCCACGACUGUUCGGAGCAUGCGCAGUGCUUCAACCUGCGCGGGACCUACACCUGCAGCUGUCUCGAAGGUUUUGCUGAUCUCAGCGUCAACACUCUGUACCCUGGGCGGAUCUGUUCUGCCGAGCCGGUGGGCUGCGAGCGCUGCAACUACCACGGCGCGUGCUACUCGCGCGACGACCGCCGCGUGCUGUGCGAGUGCUUCCAGUGGUAUGCCGGCAGCUCGUGCCAGAUCAACCUCAAGGUGGUGCUGAUCUCCCUGGUGGUAGCUGGAGCCCUGCUAUCAGUGGUGCUGGCAGCGUGUGCAGUGGUGGCGUGCAGUCGCCCGCGCAGGCAGCCGCGCUCCAUCGUCGCUUGUAUACAGAGCAUGCCGAGUCUGCACCAGGGAGCAAUGCCAUCCAAACAAAGAGCAGACAGAAGAGCCCUGAUCAGCGAGAGGCCGGAGUCUGGUGACGCGUCUAGUGUUCAGAACGCGUCUCUACCUUACAUGCCUACGAAGCAGCGAGCGUCAGGCAAGAAGUGCGUGAUGUCGGAGCCGCCCGCGCACGAGGCGCCCCCGCCCCCCGCGCCCGCCGUCAUGAUCCCGCGCGCGCGGCUGCACCCCCACCACCAAGACAGCCGAGAGAAUAUUUCAAAGAAGCUUAGCCUAGAACUGAGUAGCGAGGCGAAGCUGAUCAGCUACUUGGAGUCAGGAGCUGUCAACAAUGAUGAAGAGGUAAUGUACUCAAUAUAG
Messenger RNA from Ostrinia furnacalis (Asian corn borer), 15198 nucleotides. RefSeq lists its product as uncharacterized. Gene Ontology annotation, molecular function: calcium ion binding. The transcript is spliced from 17 exons. The record is from RefSeq and is a predicted model, not a curated record. NCBI's taxonomy places the organism in Eukaryota, Metazoa, Arthropoda, Insecta, Lepidoptera, Crambidae. The coding region runs from base 1 to 15198 and encodes 5065 amino acids.